This is a messenger RNA of Emericellopsis cladophorae, 657 nucleotides long. RefSeq names its product abc transporter. The record is from RefSeq and is a predicted model, not a curated record. Lineage: Eukaryota; Fungi; Ascomycota; Sordariomycetes; Hypocreales; Bionectriaceae. The coding region runs from base 1 to 657 and encodes 218 amino acids. Gene Ontology annotation, biological process: transmembrane transport. Gene Ontology annotation, molecular function: ATPase-coupled transmembrane transporter activity; ATP binding; ATP hydrolysis activity. The transcript is spliced from 2 exons. Gene Ontology annotation, cellular component: membrane.
AUGGCUUGUCUCAACGACAAUUCAUUCGGUCCCGCGUGCGGCAACACCAAGAUCGAGAAUGUCUCGGCUUUCUACAAGGGGUCCAGUCUGGAGAACAGGUAUGAACUCGAUCUGAAAAGUCUCACCGUGGAGAUCCGUGCAGUGUCGCGCUUUGUGGUCGAACAGAGCGGCAAAUCGUCACUCGUCCUCCUGCUCCUCUGCCUGCUUGAUCAUAUGGAGGAGAGCGUUUCUCCCAUCACCGUCGACGAUCUUGAGCUCACCAGUGUCGCUCGCGAAACUGCUCGUAAACACGUCAUUGCUGUCUCGCAGGACCCCAUCUUACUCCCGCCUUCGCAAUACUCGGCCAUCCGCACCAACCUCGACCCAUAUCAGGAAGCCAAAGACGAAGGAAUCUACGAGGCGCUGCGACGCGUCACCUCAAAUUGCCCAUCUCCCCAAAGAACGGGGAUCUACACAAGGGUGUCGACGACCAUCGAUCUCCUCAGUCAAGGCCAACGACAACUCUUCAACUUCGCCCGUGCUAUCGUGCGUCAACUCGUCCGUGGUCGACAUGGUGUCUGGCAAGGCAUUUUGCUGCUUGACGAGAUAUUCUCGAGCGUGGACCAGGAGACGGACGAGAUGAAGUGGAAGAUUAUCGAGGAUUUCUUCGAGGAGUAG